AUGGAGCGGAGCCUCGAAAUCCCAGAAGCCCAGGUCGCGAUCGAUUUCUUCGACGACGAGAACGGCUUCAACUUCCACGUCCGGGUCCUCCUUGUGCCGGCGGGUGCUGGCAAGUGGCUCUGGAUCACCCUAGACUGCGCUGUGCAGUUCGGGGACCUCACGGCUCAUCGCGUGGCUAUCCGGGAGCAGGCGGUGGCGCUGGCGGCGGUGCUGGGCAUCGAGGUGCCUCGUGGUGCCGCGGCUGCUCCGCCUCGCUGGGGCGCCGCCGACCCCGCCCACUUGCAGUUCGGGCAGGUCCUCGACGCAGCGAUCAGUGGCGACGAGGACCGCUUCGUCCGCCGGGGGGCGGUGGCGCUGGCCAUGCUGGAUACCGACGACGACGAGGGGAGCUUCGCGGUCUGCGAGAACGUGCGGGAGGAGCGCCACCAGCAGUGGCUAGACGAGAAGCGCUCAGGUGGGCCGCGGCGCGCCACCUUCGACCAAGCCAUCGGGUCGCGCCGCCCGCAGACCGCCGAGGACUGGGUGUUCCGUGGACCCAAGUCGUUGCUGGAGUUUCUGACCAGCGUGAGGGCCUCAGGUCUUGGCAUCGCUGGCUACGCGAAUCGCUGCAUCACGAGCAGGGGGAUCCCGCCGGGCAGCGGGGCGGCCCACGAGAUUCGGCUCCUGCUCGAGGCGCUGCGGCACUUCAUCGAGUGUGGCCAGGUCGACGUCGCGAACCUCGCAGGGGCAGGGCUCCUGGUGGCCAUGGGCUCGUUCGGCGGCCGCUGCAGUCUUGUUUUCAGGUUUGUCUCGAAGGCCUUUCGGGAGCUUCUCAAAUCCAGCAACAUCUACUCCGAGGAGGGCCGGCUCACCGUGCGGCCCUUCGUCCAGGGCAAGGUCUCCCUCUUGCAGGUCUCGGUAGAGCCUCGGGGGGCGUUCGACUUUGUUUCCGAUCGCGUUCGGCAAGUUUUGUUGGCGCCCGAGAGGUUCCUGGAGCGCCACUCCGACGAGUUCUCAGACCAGCCCCGCAUCGAGCCAUGCUGGGACCCCCUCCUGAACCCGAGGGUCCGCGCCAACCGCCCGCGGCUGCUCGCGCAGUUGCGGCGCCUCGCCGACAUGGGCGUCGUGGUGGCCACCCGCCGGGAGAAGGCGAUAGUGGGCCUGUUCUUCGUCGACAGGAAGGGCGACCGCCUCCGCGUGAUCGUGGGCGGCCGGCAGCCCAACCAGUUCCACAGGCUGCCUCCUCAGACCAGCAUGGCGUCGGUGGAGGCUCUCGCGUCGGUGCAGGUCUGGGCCGACAGGCGCCUGCGCUGCUCGGUGUGCGCGAUCCCGCAUCUGUCCGAUUGGUUCGUGUUCGACGUGCCGGGCGCCCGCGCGGUGGACCUUGUCGCGCAGCAGGUCUACGACGGCGACGCGGGCACCUUCGUCGAGGCUGCCCCGGGCGACUACGUGUGGCGGGCCAACGGCGGGCAGGCGUUGGGCUGGUCCUGGGCUCUUUGGAUCUGCCGCGAGACGUUGGCCCGCGUGAUGAGGUCCUCUGCGGGCCCCCGCGAUGUCAUGGUGCUGGACACGGCGACGGCGGCGCGCAUGGGGCGCGGCAGGGUGGGGGCCCCCCCGUGCGUUGACAACGCCAACAUCAUCGGGGUCGAGCGCGACCUCGCGCAGGCCAGGCUCGAGCGCAUGACGGCGGCCCUCGACCUGCUGGGGUUGAAGUGGCGCGAGAGGCAGGACGCGGGCGUCGAGGUGGAGAUCCUGGGUGUCAUCGUCGACGGCGUGCAGGGCCGUGUUCGGGCCGAACCGAAGCGUCCCUGGCGGUUGUAUGGUGGCCGGACCUUCCUCUUGAAGUGGCGGAAGGCUGCGGGCUGGCAGGUGCGUGCUGUUCUGGGCCGCCUGGUCUCCUUCUACCAGCUGCUGAGGCCGGGGCCCUCUGUCUUCCGAAUCCUAUACGAAGUCGCCCAGCGGGACCUUGGAGAGAUCAGGGAGUUGCCGACGGCCCCGUUGCGCGAGCUGAGGGUGGCCAGGUCGCUCCUUUUCCUGGCCGUGGGCCGCUUGGGGCUGCCACCCUGCCCCGUUGCGUUCAUGACGGGCGCUUCCAUGAAGGGCUACGCGCUCCCGGGGACCGACGCGACGCCCGACGAGGUCCACGACCUCUGCCGAUGCCGAGAGCGAGCCCGCUCCAGCAUGCGCGAAAAGUUCGUCGAGCGGGAGCGCGACGGCUGCGGGGGCUCCCUGGCGAUCGGCGACUCUGGCGAGGGCUGGCGGGGUGGCGUGCUCGAGCGGGCCAGGCCGCGUGGCCCUGCGCCAGGGCGCUGUCGGGUCGAGGUCGACUCGGGGUGGCGGCCACCGCCCCUGCCCGACGUCUUCGUGGGCCCGAAGCGCUGGGAGCUGGUCGUGGUGCGCUGCGGGCUGAUGGGCCUGGCGCGGGCGGCCAGCUACACCCCGUACCGCGGCGCGGAGCUUCUCUCCGCGGGGGGCGACGUGGGUUCCGUCCUGGCCUUCGAGAAGGGUCUUUCUCAAUGGCGGCCUUGGGACUACGGUGUCAGAGGCUUGGGCGUCUGCGGGUGCGACCCGAAGAACCACUCCCACGGUUUGUGCGGCUGCAGCUCCACGAUCCACGAGUCCAGCGACUCCCGCGACCCGAUCGAGGUCUCGGGGCUCCACCAGGACCUUUACGAGGCGCUCCUCGCCGAGUUCUCAGGGGCCUCAGGGAUCUCAAGUCAUGUGGGUGAGAGGUCUCGACGGGGCCGGCGCUUCUUCCUGGAGGUCUUCUCGGGCGAGGGGUAUUUGACUGGGGCCAUCCUGGAGAUGGGGCUGCGCGCGGGGGUCCCCGUGGACCGCGAGAAGGGCCCUCACUUCGAUAUCGCGGACCCGAAGGUCCAGAAGGAGUGCCGGCGGGCUGGGGUCCACCUCGCCCUCGAGAGCCCUCAGCUCUCGCGCCUCUGGGCUUGGAGACCCCUGGUGAGAGCGCUCAGGUCGGCAUCGGCAACCAUCGUCGACCUGUGCCAGCGCCGCUCUGGGGCGCCGUUCCAGAGGCCGACGAGGAUAGCGGCCUCCCACCCGCUGUUCGCCGCGCUGGGCCGCGAGUGCAGGUGUCGACGGCGCUGCGAGGUGCUGCAGGGGAAGGUCUGCGUGGAGGGCCACUGGGUGUGGAAGACCAGCCUCGCGGCCGCCUAUCCGCCAAGCGUGUGCCGUGUCUAUGCCGGCGUCGCCCGGCUCCUGGCGCCCCUGGCGGCAGCGCGGCCGAGCGGGGGGGCAGAGCUCGAGCGCCGCUGGGAGCGACAGCUGGCGGCCUCGCGCGGCUGCGACGCCGUCGGGGUCGGCGCUGGGGCUAGGGCGGGCGGCCGCGCCUGGCAGGCGCGGGCUGAGCCGCGGGGGCAGGCGCUGGGCUUCCCGCGGCGGUCGACCGUGCGGCAGGCGACGGCGGCGCGGUACUCGGACUGCGUGGAGGAGCUCAGCGGCUACAUCGCUCGCAGCGGCGGCAGCCUCGCCGACCCGGGCGCGGCGGACUCCGCCCUGGAGCGCCACUUCGUGGCGCUCAUCCUGGGCGGCGAGGCCAAGGCCGACGCUCGCUGGUGCCUCUGCGGGCUGGCCUGGGGGCCGGCCGUCUGGGAAGCGGCGCUGGCUGUCGCAUGCGACCUCAUCGGCCGCGACCUCCAGUCGACGCUGGCGGGAGCACUGCUGCUGGUGGGCGUCGACGGCUACCUUCGGCCGUGCGAGGCCCUGGGCUUGCGUGGCGCCGACGUCUUGCGGCCGCCGCGUUCCAGCCCCCAGCGGCUGUGGGCCGCGGCGGUGGCGCCGGCGACGCAGCCAGUCCCGUCGAAGACCAACGCGUUCGAUGAAACCAUCUUCCUCGGCAGCGCCGCAACAAGGAGGCCGCGAGGGACGGGCUUCCAAGGUCAGGGCUUCGUCGGCAACAUCCUGGAUGCCUUGCUAGCGCGUGCCGGCCAGGGGCCGCAAUUCGGCGGGCUCGCGCUGGCGCAGCUCGAGGCGAUCGCGAGCAAGGCCUGCCGCCGCCUAGUUGGCCGUGGCGGUCGGGGCGCCAGCCGUGGCGCACCAGAGAAGUUGCAGGACCUGCGCGGGAUCCAGCGUCGUGGGCGCUGGGAGGUGGGCGGGGCCUCGGUGGAUCAGGACGGGUCGGAGUCCACCGACGCCGCCGGCGAGCGGAAUUCGCCGAGCUCCAUGCGCGCGCGCGGCCAGCCGAAGUUCGGCGUGCUCUACUGGGGGGGCAACAAGGAGAGCAGGGGCUGGGAGUUCGAGGGCAGCGGCGGCAGCAUCCCAAAGACCUGUCGCGCCUGCGAGGGGGUGACGGAGACCUGGCGGGGCCGCAUGGACAACAUGCACGUGACGCUGAGGCAAUGCGCGUCUGAGGGCCCAGGCUUCAAGCGGUACAUGCGGCACUUCAUGGCCCUGAGCCCCGCGGGCUCCGCGGAGUAUAACCUCCACAAGUUUCACAACUACAACAGGAACAUGAAGAAGAAGGUGCUCACCGAGCAGACGGUGCUCGGCAACCUGCUGGUCCGGGCCAAGAGGGGCAUCGGCCCCGAGUGCGGGAUCCACGCGCGCAGUUCGGCAGGGGCGGCAGCCCCUAGCUGGGCGACGCUGCUGCGGCGGCGGGCGCGCCGGUACCGGAAGCAGGCCCUGCAGGAGGGCGGCCACUUCGCCGCCGUGGUGCUGGAGGGCGGCGAGGAUGUCCUGCACAUGGGGCGCGUCGUACGCGCCGUGGACGAGGCCGCGGAGCGCGCUGAAGGCUGCCGCAUCAAGCGGCUGCUCGUCGUGCUGGGCGGGCCCGACGGCAUCUCCGAGAACACCCGCGAGGGCGCGGAACCCGAUGGAGCAAUGAUGCCUGCUGGCGCUGCUGCUCCCGUCAUCGCGUUCGCGGUGGUGCUCUUCACGAUGCGGGACCUGCUGCUGAAGCCCCUCACGGAGCAGCCGACGAAACUCAACUCGGACCGCGGCCUGGACGCGGAUGCGAACCACAUACCGCCGGUGAAGUCCGAGCUGACCACGAGUGCUAUAAGAUACAUCUCCGCACUCUACCGGCGAGUGGAUGAGCAGGAUGUCGCGGUGCAGCAACGGCCUCCUGAUGCUGCUGUUGGCCGUGUCGUGCUGGGCGAGCGCACGCCUGACCAGCCAGUGAACAAGAAGAGUCGCGUGAACGACGAGCUCAUCGACAAGGUCUCGGGGAUGGCGCAGCGCAUCAAGACCACCGAGCAGAAGAAGUGCAACGCCGCUCUCCAUCCGCCGAGUGAGGCACACAAGGACAACAAGGAGGCGCUGCAGGCGCUCGCGGUCGAGAUCGCGGACCUCCGCCGGCGCCUCGACCUGAUCCCUGAGUCAGGUUACGUCACGAGCGACGCCGACGCGAGCCUCUCGCUACAGAACGUGCAUGAUGUAAAGAAGUUGAACAGUAAUAGGAUCAUGGUACAAAAACACGCGCAAUACGCUCACGUGGGUUCCAGCAUGGAGCACGACAACUUCUUGAUAGAUAAUGUCUGCUCUGAGAGCUUCCCCGACGCGAGCGUCCUGGUCAAGCGCGUGGUCGAUAUGAAGAAGCUGAAUAGUAUUACUGAUAAGAAGAAGCCUAACAUUAUCAAUAACAGUACCAAGCGUAUAAGUAAUCAUAUUCACAAUCAUCAUCAUAAGAAUACGAAGCGUAGUAAUACUUAUACCAAUAGUUGUCAUAGUAAGUUGAUGGAGAAGCUCGAGAACGACACGUGCAUGGGCUCCAACGCGGACUAUGUCGACACCUUGAAUGCGAGCAUCCGCGCCGAGUAUUGCCUCGACUCGUUUGCGAAGCUCCUGGGCAUCUACGUCGAUACUUCCAUUCAGGUCGACGACGCUCUCCUCUGA
Prorocentrum cordatum is the source of this 5829-nucleotide messenger RNA. The record is from the annotation of a GenBank genome assembly. Lineage: Eukaryota; Dinophyceae; Prorocentrales; Prorocentraceae.